Messenger RNA from Rhizophagus irregularis DAOM 181602=DAOM 197198, 1638 nucleotides. NCBI's taxonomy places the organism in Eukaryota, Fungi, Glomeromycota, Glomeromycetes, Glomerales, Glomeraceae. The record is from RefSeq and is a predicted model, not a curated record.
AUGAAUAAUAAUAAUUUAUCACAAAAAUUAUCACAAAAUUUACUUGAAAUUUUAGAUAAUGAUGAAGAAUAUUGUGAUAUUGCUAUUGAAGUUGGAAACGAUAAUAACAUAAGAAUAUUUCGUGCACAUAUGGUUAUCUUAAAUUAUCGUUCAUCUUAUUUACGAAGAAUUUUGGCAAAAAAUAAAAAGAAAAUUGAUGAAACUUUUAUGAUACAAAUUAAAUUACCAAAUAUUUUACCGGAAAUUUUUCAAAUAAUAUUAAGAUAUAUUUAUGGAGGGAAAUUAUUUUUGAAAGAUUAUAAUAAUUUAGAUAUAGUUAAACUUUUAAUUGCCGCCAAUGAAUUAAAUCUUCAAGAAUUGGUUAUUUAUUUACAAUCUUUUUUGAUUAAAAACAAAACAAAUUGGACGGAACAGAAUUUUAAUUUGAUAUAUCAAACAAGUUUUGAUAAUGAUUCUUUCUUAGAACUUCAGGGGUAUUGCACAGAUUUAAUGUACGAAGCUCCACAUAAAAUAUUUAAGUCAUUAGAUUUUACUUCAAUUCCAGAAAAAAUUUUGAUCUCGCUUAUUCAAGGUCAUAAUCUCCAAAUGAAUGAAAUUCAAAUAUGGGAAAACGUUCUUAAAUGGGGUCUUACACAAAAUCCAGAACUUUUUUCAGAUUCCUCUAAUUAUUCAAAAGAUGAUUUUAGUUCUUUAAAGAAUACUUUACGAAAUUGUAUCCCUUUUAUUAGAUUCUAUAGUUUAACUUCUAAAGAAUUUUCAGAUAAAGUAUUACCUUACAAGGAAGUUCUACCCGAGGAUUUAUAUAUGGAUUUAUUAAGUUUACAUGACAAAUUAAAUUAUAAAUCAAGGCCACAAAUGUCUGAAAAGACUUAUCCUUCGGACCCUACUCCCCCUAUUCCUUCUACUACUACUUAUCCAGGAUAUACGGUUACCAAUACUAAUUCUCAAAAACAAGAUACUAAAGAAGUAGUUGAUCCUUUAAUUACCCGGAUACAGCCAUUACCUAAGAAUCCAAAUUACAAUCCAAAUUACAAUAAAUUUGGUAAACGCAACCAUAGACAGGGAAGAAGGUUUACUUCUCAGAUUGAAGAUCUCGAUGAAGAAAAGCUUAGUUCAUGGAGUAUUGAAAAACCAAUAAAGAAUACAUGGAAAAAACCUGUGAACAAUACAUGGGAAGAACCCACGAACGAUACCUACCGGGGCAAUUAUAAUGGAUACAUUCCUAGAUGGAAUACGGAAACGAUGAACGGUAAUAAUACAAAAAAGAAAAAAAAAUCGCAGAAAUGGUAAAACAAUUAAAACAAUGAUGUGAUUAAUAAUUAUUUUUCGAAUUUGAAUUAUUUUUUAUUUCAAUUUUUCUUUGAAACAUUUUUUUUUAUGAUAUUUUAAUAAUAUAAAAAAUUUUAGUUAUAUCAAUUCUUAUUUACCUACUUAAGUAUCAUAUUGAUUGGCGAAAAUAAGUAGCGGUAAAAAUAUUCGUGUUGAUCAAAACGCAUGCCAAAAGAUAAGAAAAUUAGUUACUAUUAUGUUUUUUAUCCUUACAAAGCGACAAUUAUGUACGUACUAUUGAGUAAAGUGUACUGCUGGUGUAACAGCACUGUAUUCCACUCAUUUUAGUCAACCGAACUCUGCAACUUC